AUGGAGACCGGCGAGACCGGCCCACCCCCACCAUCGGCGUCCGCGGCGACGAGCGUCCCGAUUGGGACAAAGGAGACGCAAGUCCCUAUCGCCGCCGCGACCUACGCCACCGCCGCGAUUCAAAAGACCAAGCAGACUCCCGAGCAGCAGACCCAACAACAACACCGUGCCAAGGCUUUGACCCAAAUGUUCGAAGUCAUGGGUGCUGUACCGGGCAAUCGCACCGACCGGUGGUUGCAAGCCACCUUCGCCACCGACGAGUACCCUGUCGCUACCGCUACAUCGCUCAAGUAUUCGGCUCUCAACGCCAAUCGAUCCAUUCGAAACAUCUUCGACUUUGCUCUCGACGUCACUUUGACCGUCCAAGGCGCCUCGAAGGCCUCUCCCGCGGACAAGGCCGAUCUGCUCGGUUGCGUCACGAGACUGCUCUCCCCGCAAUCGCCCCUGUGCUUCGACGCCGAGGUCACCCUUCCCGAGCACCUUGCGGCGUUUGCGCCCCAGAUUAGGGGUAUCCAACACUCGUCUUUCGUCAGGGCCGGUGUGGUCAACCACCGUAUCUCCGUGGGAUUCGUUUCGGCGAAGGCACGUGACUCGGCGCUUACGGCCCCACUGGCGCUUACUUGGCACUCUGCAAAGGCUCACUUCGCAAAGGCCCACCACUUCUACCACAACAUGGUCGAGCUGCGUAUCAACGUCGGUGUCGCAGCGGUCCCAUCCAGGGAUGCCAUUGUUGACUCUUUUAAAUCAAUUGUCACCAAAAUCACAGCCAAGGGACACCGUUGCGAGCUGGUACAAGUCUUGCGCGUGAUCCACGUCGAUAACGACUCGGCCUAUGCGCACUUGGCCGGCGAGUUUUCGGCCUUUAUCCGCUUCGACGACGACGCCCUUUUCAAAGCCCCUAACAACACGCUGAAGGAGCUCCUACCGUCGAAGGUCUCUCUAGCCACUAGAGGCAACAUGCAUACGGCGGUUCGUCACGACUACGAACGAGAAGCGGCCUGUGCUCGGUGCCACUUUGUGGGGCAUGUGGAGACCUGCGCGCUGGAACAGGAGAGGAGGCAGAAGGAAGCGAACAACAACACCGGAAGGCACAACAAGUACCACAACAACCCAACCAACACCAACAACAACAACAACGACACCACCAACACCAACAACACCGACAACGACGCUUCCGAGGUUGUGGCCCCUAGCCGCGCCCUCGGAACCGACCAACUCGAAUCGCGGAACCGAUUUGCGGGGCUCGAGGUCGAAGGAGGACAGGAGGAUGACGUCGAGGAGGAGGAUGCAGGAAAGGAGGGCGAGGAAAAGGAGCAGGUCGAAGAAGGAGACGAGGAUACGGGCGCCAAGGCGGACGACGAGGAUUCGGACUCGGAUGGGAACGCCGGAGCGGGCAUCGACAAGGCGGGAGGCGACGACAAGGACAACGACAAGGACGAACAGAACGACAGCUCGGAGGGAAGCGAACAAAGGGAGGACGAAGGAAACGAUGGGGAUGACGUGAUGAAAGAUGGAGCAGAGGAGGAGGACGAAGGGACGGAGACGGAGGUGGAAGAAGAGGUCGAGCAGGAACAGGGGGUACAGGACGACAGCAUCAUGAUCAUCGACGACGACCAAACGACGAUCACCACGGUUUCCCGCGAGUCGACUCCUCGGAGUCCCUCGUGGCCUCCACUAUCUCCUGAGACGUUGGCAAAGUCGCUGCGCGAGGGUGCGGAGUGGGACCGAGCUAACGCCGAAGCUGCUGCACGUGUCCAAGCAGAAAAGGAGGCGAUCAUCAACGCCCAACUCGACGCGGAGGAACCGCUCGUUCGCCACCAAUUUGCAGAGUGGGGUCAGGAAGAUGGACAACUGCGGUUCAUCAACAUUCGUGGCACCGGCUCCGGGUCGAACAAGAAGAUGAAGAGGUCGCAAACGGUGGCCGAUCUCAGCGAUCCGAGCGACGACCCGGUCGAUAUCAAGCGCGUUCUGAACAGGGUCAAAGGUCGAGCAGGAAAGGAGGUAGCGGGUCAGGGGAAGAGGGUGACGAGGUCGAUGUCGGCGGCGGCGGCGAUGCAGGUCGAGGGGGCCAAGGCGAAAGCGGAGAAGGGUAAAGGGGUGGAGGAGGAGAAGCGCUGGUCCGACCACGAGCCCGAGGAUGACAUUCUCCCCGAAUUCCCACUCUUUGAGGACGACACUACCGCCAAGAGCACGUCUACAUCGUCUACCCAAUAAUGAUCAAGCACACCAUCACCAGCUGGAACGUGAGGAGGUGCAUGGGGAUCCCGGAAAAGCGACGCAACAUUUACACCUAUUUAUCAACAUUCAAAGCAUCCGCCAUUCUACUACAAGAACACUUCAUCAAACCGGAACUCUGGCAAUGUAUCAAGGACGAGUACGAGGGCAAGGUCUUCAUCAGCAAACACUGUCUGACUCUGAUCCCCGCCGACUCGCCCCUGAUCGACGCCGAGAUUUUGCGCACCCACUCGGCACUCGACGGACGAAUCCUGGUCACCUCCUUUCGACUUCGAGGCGACAUCCGGAUACUCGAGAUCAACAACAUUUACGCACCAGUCGAUACAAAACAACGACUCACAUUCUUUGACAAACUACAUUUCCACAGGACGCAGAGCACCCACCUUCGACUCCUCGGCGGCGAUCUCAACGACUGCCCGCUGCCGGCGAUCGAUCGGCGGAACCAAGGUCGGCACGGCCAUCACUGGCCGAUCCUGAUCGGCAAGCUCGACUCGCCCUACACCGACUGCAUACGAUUCAAACACCCGCUCACACCAUCUUUCACUCGACCCAACAUCGUCCGCAAGCGACCAAAGUCCUUUUCACGACUUGACUACUUCCUUCUGCAGCGCACCCACCAAAAGCGACUCGUCCAAGCCUCGACGAUCUACGACCACCCCAAGGACCUUUCGGAUCACCGACCGGUCUCGAUCGUCCUAGUUCUCUCGGACGAGCGAGGAGACGCGGCUCAACCCAACAACAGUUUACCAACGACAUCAAACCAAUUACAUCGUAUCAACGCGGCGACCUUCAAGACGGCGGAGUUCCAGGGGAUGUUGGAAGGAUGGUUGGAAGGAGCGAGUGGGGAGGAACCGGUGGGGGAGCUCGAGGUGGUGCUGGGGAACUGCGCGAAGGAGGGUCGGGAGCUGGCGAGGAGGGAGCAUCGGGAGCGGGUGGAGCGGAUGGCGGUCUUGGUGGGAAGGGUGCAGGAUCUGGAGGCGUUGCCGGUGAUGGGGGACGAGGAGACGGCCGAAUGGACGCGGACGACGGAGGAACUUAGGCGAGCGGUCAACGAGCGCGCGCGCCAACUUCGGAUCCGAGCCCACGUACCCGAAAUCGCUACCGAGGAACGACUGUCGCGGCCGGUCCACGCCAAGCUCGCGGCACGGAGUUCGGAUUCCAAGAUCACAGCACUGCGAUUGCCCAACGGAGAGCUGACACAUGACAUUGACGUCGCGCUUGACCACACACAGGCGCACUUUCAGCGCCUCUACGAUCUCGAGCCGCGCGAUCGGGACCACGUCGAGCGACUUAGGGACGAUUUCUUGGCGCCGAUCAGGUCGGCGCGCACUUGCGACGACCCGAGCUCGGACCCGCUCUUUCUGCGACGACUCUCGGAAGCGCACAUCGAGCUGCUGCAGCAACCCAUCACCGAGGACGAGGUCGUAGCCGCAAUCGCAACAACACACCCCGGUCGAUCGCCGGGUCCAUCUGGCGUGCCCUACGAGCUCUAUCACACAGCGCCGCGGGCGUGGGCCAAGGCGCUGAGCAGGGCCUUCAACGCGAUGACCGAGCGCGGCUCGCUUUCACCGAAGCAGGGGCAAGGACUCGCUCGCCUGCUCUUCAAGCACCACAAGAUCGGGGCCGAUCGCGCCGAGCUCUCGUCGUACCGGCCCAUCACCUUGCGCGAGUGCGACUACAAGCUCUUCACCAAGGUCUACGUUGCGCGACUCAACCACGUGCUGCCGGACCUGCUCCCACCGCAACAGCACGGCUUCGUCAAGGGCCGCCGAUCGGCGGACGCGUCAUUCCACCUGCGACUCUUGAUCGAGGAGCUGGGCGCGCGCGGCACCGAGUUCCCUGACGCGGCGCUCUUGUCUCUUGACCAAUCGUCGGCUUACGACCUCGUCGAGCACGAAUGGAUCUUCGCCAUCUUCGACGCUCUCGGCGCUCCUGCCGCCUUCCAACGCGUUCUGAGGAUGCUCUACUCGGGUGACUCAACCACGGCGCGAUAUAUCAUCAACGGCUUCUUGACUCCGCCGGUGCGGCUGACGUGUGGGCUCGGCCAAGGGGACCCGGCGUCGUCGUCGGUCUGGGAUGUCGUGUUCCAGCCGUUCCUGGAUGCUCUGCACCGUCGAGGCAUCGCGCUGAACCUCUCGCUUCCUACCAUUCACCCCUACCCACAGAGCCGCGCCAUUACAUCCCUUGCGUUUGCCGAUGACGUCGUCGUCGCCGUCGCGGGCUCGGAGUCACUCAACUUGCUCGACGACCUGGCGCUCGACUGGAGGCUCGCAACCAAUGGCCGGCUCAACACCGACAAGACCGUCGUACUACCCAUCGGGUGUCGCUGGGAGGCUGGCGAUCGUCCGCUCGUCGUCAAGGCCGAGGGCGAGUCGCUCGAGUGGAUCGGCCUAUCUUUCGACCCCACCGGCAACACCGAACUCGCCAACGUGAAUCUCGUCGCACGGCUCGAAGCGGUGCUCGAUUCGGCACGGGACCGAGGGCUCACACACCACACCCGAGCGUUCUACGUCAACCGAUACGCCAUUCCCAAGAUUCUGCACAUCCUCUCCGCCGACAUCCCACCGCUCGAGGUCGUCAAGGAGCUUGAUCGCAUUCUCGCCGACUUUGUCCGCGGCGGCAAGAGGAGGUCGUGCUAUGGCAAGGACGUCGUCUUCACACCGAGGUUCAAGGGGGGUCUUGGGGUCAUGCGGAUGCAGGACGUCGUCGACUCGGUUGCGGCACGCGUCUGGGACGUGCUUCUUGGCGGUUCGGAUGCGAUCUGGCAGGGACUGGCGCGCGCGGCGAUUGUACGAGCCCAUCCCGCCCCCGACUUUGACUUGGCAACCGAUGCGUGGCCUUGCGACUACACUCCGAUCCGAACCGAUCUACACCCAAGAUGGCAGGCCGUGCUGAAGGUACCAUCGACGCACAAUGCGCAAGUCAAGCCGAGGACGUUGACGCUCGCGAACCUUCUCGCUCUUCCGAUCAAGUUGCACACCCUUCACUACCUACCGGGAGCACCAGCUGUGUCGCGACCACCCUACGACGCCGACUAUGCUGCGUUUGCCAUUUACGCCAAGGUAGCGGACCUGUUUCGACGCGAGCUGUACCCGGGCGGGGGCUUUCAUCUCUGGACGCCGCCGACGGAUGUGGUCGUCAGCAACAGCGAAUACGAUCAACGGGGCCGCCCACAACGAGAGCACAUCGUGGCAUGGUACCGACAUGCGAUCAAUCGAUUGAGGUUCACACCAAUAGCUCAACCGGUGGCGGCAGUACGAAUCAACGGGCCUCCCCGAGUCCGCCCCACCACGCCGCUCGAGUCGAUCCUGCCCCAUCCGAUCGACCCGCCGCAGCGCCUUCCGAGACCGGCUCUCCCAGACCAAUCAACACAAUACAACUUGCUCAGCAUGGAUCGGCCAUACACCAUCCGUCGCGUCCGCCGAGUCUUGAAUGCAAAGGCCUUCACCGACACGAUCGGUUUCAGGGACUCGCUGCAGCCCGACGAUCUCAAGGGAUUCUGGAAGGGGGUCAACUCGAAGGCAUUGACGGCGAGGGAACGCGAGGUGUGGUUCAAGCUCGUCAGGAACUUCACCCCGACUCGGAGUCUGCAGUUUCAUCAAAAGCACGACGACUCGCCCGCGUGCCUCGUCUGUGGAGCGCCCAAGGACGAUCGGGAGCACUACUUCUUCGACUGCGUUGACUCUAGGAACGUUUGGAUCGCGGCAAGGGGCGUGCUCUGCGACGCACUGGGGCUCGACACGAUCGACAACACGCAUUACACGGCCGUUCAACGCAUGUUCGGACUUCCGAAGCUCAAGGCCAGUCUGCGCGAUCAGGAAGGAGCGGGGAGGACGAUCGAAAUAUUCACCGGGCUGGUCUUGGAGAUGAUCAGCAGCGGGAGGUGGGGGAUGCAGAAGUGGGGGACGAGGCUGGAGGGUGUUGGGAGGAGGAGGAUCAUCUUGGAGGAGAGGUUGAAGCUGAGGGCGGGAGGAGCUUGGGGGAGGAGAGGGCAGUAG
Molecule: messenger RNA, 6233 nt
Organism: Microbotryum saponariae
Lineage: Eukaryota; Fungi; Basidiomycota; Microbotryomycetes; Microbotryales; Microbotryaceae
Source: the annotation of a GenBank genome assembly